Homalodisca vitripennis (glassy-winged sharpshooter) is the source of this 2434-nucleotide messenger RNA. RefSeq names its product inter-alpha-trypsin inhibitor heavy chain H3-like. The coding region runs from base 131 to 2302 and encodes 723 amino acids. Lineage: Eukaryota; Metazoa; Arthropoda; Insecta; Hemiptera; Cicadellidae. The transcript has 17 exons. The record is from RefSeq and is a predicted model, not a curated record.
CUUGCCAGAGCUUCUACUCACCGACAUUUAAUGUAGUGUCCAUCCUCGUGAGUACAUCCUUCUACGUGUGGCAAGCUGGAAUAGAUCGACUGAUUUGUAUGGUCUCAGCACAUUUUGUAGUUGCAGCACUAUGAGGUGGACCCUGACAGCAGUUUGUCUGUGGCUGACUGGAGCUUGGGACACUCUCGCCGAAACUGAGAUUAAAUCCCUCCAUGUGAAGACAGACAUAUUCCACCGAUACGCUUCCACCACAGUGUCCAGCCUCAUGGUCAACUCUGGUGAUCAAAUAGAGGAGGCGUCCUUCGUGGUCAUCUAUCCAGACUCGGCAUUCAUCACAAGAUUCAUAAUAGAAGCAAACGGAAAAGUGUAUAAGGCUAAAAUGAAAAAUAAAGAGGAUGUAAAAGAAUUGGUUAAAGAAAAUGGAACUAAUAUCAUAAUAUUUGUAAGAGAUUCCCAUCAGAUAUCCGUUUCAACCAAACUGGAAGCUCACGCAGAAGUGAAGUUCUUAAUGGACUAUGAAGAAUUACUCCCAAGAAAACUGGGAAUCUACUCUAAUGUCAUCACCCUAAACCCUGGACAGAUAGUUAAAGACUUGAAUGUGACAGUUAACAUUGAAGAGCCAUCACCGAUUACAAAUCUGGAGGUUCGUGACUUUAAAGAUUUUAAUGAGGCGACUGCUGACAUAUUUAAACCAAAUAAACUUGUAAAUAUACACGAGAAGAGUCCAUACAGCAAGACAAUAGUUUGGGCUCCAACAGCUGAGCAGCAGAGAGCUAUAAACAGUAGAGGACUCCAAGGACAGCUAGCUGUGAGGUACAGUCUGGACCUGACUCAAGGCCACCACCUUCAGCAGUAUGUGAUAGAUAAUUUGAACUUUGUCGCCAACUUUUUUUCCAUUGAUGAUUUCCCUAACCUAAACAAACACAUUAUAUUUGUACUCGAAUACAGCUAUUCUACAAGAAGUGACAAAUUAGAGGAAUUAAGGAAAGCCAUGGACACAAUUCUCAGAGAUCUGAACCGCAAUGAUUAUUUCAGUAUCAUUCUCAUCAAGAGUUUUGUUGAGGCUUGGUCUCCAGACACUAUUUAUAUAACAGGUCCAGACGCAGCAGAAAGUUAUGACAGAGAACACAAACUAAAAUCUAAACAUUUUACCUCAACUUUGACUCCAAAGUUUCUGGUGGAAGCUUCUCCAGAAAACGUUGCAAAGGCUCGUUACUACCUUAUAUCUGAAGAAAUGGAUUUAUCAGAAGCUACUAACGUUAAUGGAGGUUUGAAGACGGCAAUGAAUCUGGCGAACUUGGGAGCCAAGAAGUGGAAAGCUAAUCCUCCUAUUCCUCUCAUUCUCUUCUUUUCAAAUGGAGAUCAAAACAUUAGAGAAGUUGACGCCGACUUUGACCAAAUAAAAGCUCUUAAUAUCAUACAGUGUCCCAUCUAUAGCUUAGCUGUUGGAUAUCACUCAAAUUAUGAUUUCCUACGAAAGCUUUCUAUAUCCAACUAUGGUUCCAUUCAUGUUGUAUAUGAUGCUACAGACAUUGUAGGACAGAUAAUGGACUUUUAUCGCUCAGUUGCUUCUCCACUGCUCACCGACAUUACAAUCUCUUACUUUCAAACUAAGGUUAAAAACGUGACCAGAAGCAAGUAUCCACUGUAUUUCAGAGGAUCAGAGAUUGCAGUCGCAGGCAAAGUAAAGAGAGACGCAACUGCGGGACUGGAACCUAUUGGAGAGCUCAGCUUUACCUCGGCUAGAGCUGCUGGCACCCACAACUAUUCCCUGACUGAUAAAAAUAUAUUUGAUGGUAACAGCGUGACAAAGUUAUAUGAAUAUCUUUGGAUUUCACAGAUGUUAGAACAACUUGAAUCUCAGUUGGAAUUACAGGAGAAACAAAAGAUUAAAGAAUCACUUCUCAAUAUGGCUAUAGAGUGUACUUUCUUCACUGCUUACACUCCUUUAGUAGUUGAAAAACCAGAUGGAACCAUAACAGUCGUAGAGAUAACAGCUCUAAAACAAGAGUAUCUAGAAAAAACGGAGUUAGAGAAAAUCAAAUGGAUACGGCCACAUCUCAUUAGAAGCGCCACAGCAACACAAGUCAAUGUUAUGAUCAAAGGUGAAAAGUACAGUUUAGCUUUAAAUCCGACUAAUGAAACUUUUGGAACUUGCAAUGUGAAUCACAUGGCUGGAGAAUGUCGUCACUUUCAGAGUUGCCCUUUGGAGAUCUUCCAAGACGUUUCUGACUUCAUUCCGUUCAAAUGUGACAUUACAGCAAACUUUUUGGGAGUGUGCUGUCCUUUACAUCUGAACUGAAUCAGGACAAAAUUUGUUCCUUUUUAUUAUUAUAAGUUAAAGAAUAGUCAUACAUUGCGAAGAAGUGUAAAACAUAUAUGUGUUUCAUAACUUAUUGGUAUUAUUAAACACAUGUCUUAGUUUCUUUAAAAA